This is a messenger RNA of Podarcis lilfordi (Lilford's wall lizard), 28410 nucleotides long. The record is from the annotation of a GenBank genome assembly. NCBI's taxonomy places the organism in Eukaryota, Metazoa, Chordata, Lepidosauria, Squamata, Lacertidae.
GGGACGAGCCCCCCCGAGGCAUUCCCCAAGGCGGAGCGCCGGAGCGGGAGCCGCGGCGACGCGGGCGCCGGGAGGGGGACAGGUGCGUCGGGAACGGGGGGGUGUCCUCCAGUCGGGGGCUGGUGGAGAAGCUGGCUUUUCCGUGGGGAGGGGGGCACUAUAUCCGGCCCCCGCUGUCCCGGAACCCUUUUUUCUCCUCCAGCCAGCCAUUGCAUAGGGUCUUUUCUUGAUGCAAGGAUUUUCCUUUUUCCCUUCUCCUUACCCCUCCUCCUUUUUGGCGUUGUUCCUAUUUGAGGGGGGGGGGGUCGAGGGCAUGGCGCUCUCCUCCUUUCUUUCUGCACGCAUCCCAAUGCGUUUCCAUUGGCGUGGCUCAACGUGAGAACAGGGUGACCCGGGCAGAAAGCCAAGGUGGUGUGAGAAUCUUUCCCUCCGAGGGGAAAGCUCCAGGGAGUUGUGGGGGGGGGGGAGAGAAGGGGACAGAAAGGAGGACCUCUCCUUCCUCUCUAGAAAAAAUAGCCAAAUACUUCAAAUGCCAUCUGGUCCUUUGGAGAGGAAGGUGACUUGCUCUCGAGUAAGCAUGCUUGAGAUGGGCGCUGUGGAUUUCAUUUGCUUAAUUUGGUUUUUACAUUUAAAAAAACAAAACUAUUUUAGCCUGAUUGCUUCCUAGCUGUAAAGCUGUUUGGAAGGGUAACAACGGUUGCAAAAUAAGUUAGGAGCGAGAGAUUUGUGAAUCGAAUUCCCUGGGAUUGAGAGGCGGUUCGGGGGAGGGGACACAUUUUUAGGAUUCUGUUUCUCAACGCACAAACCUGCGCAGAGGCUUCCCUGUCGCCCCAGAGGCAGAGGUGAGUUGGUGGAUUUGGGGUGGACCAGGAAGGAUGGCGGAGGGGGAGACGCGGGGGGGGGGGGAGAGAACCUGCUCUGUAGGGCCCGAUCCACCCGAGGAACGAGCUUCCCGCACAUGCCUCAUUGAACUGGACGGGAGCUGCAGUGAGGCUGGUCGGGGGGGCGGGAUUCGGAUGCAUGGGCCCAAGUGAAUUGGUGGUUUUUGUGUGUGCAAAUGGUAACAUCACUACCCUUAGCGUGGUGGGUGGAAAAGAACCCAAAACUGUGAACCCAUAUAAGUCACGGCUGACUCCUGGGGAGGGAGGGAGGGAGGGAGUAUUAGCUGACUACCCCCAUUCCCAGUCUGUGCACCCGAUACAUCCUCACACCGGAUACAUCCUCUUAAAUUUGCUGUAGGAGUCAGGACACUGAAUGCCAUUGCAUUUACUUUGUUAUUUAAAAGGGUGGGCGUUUCAGAGUUGGAGUUAAUAACUCUUUGGCAUAGAACGAUCUGAGACAUAAAUUGCUUGUAGCUGCCAGAAUGGAGGUGGCUGUACCACACUGGAGAAAUCUGAGAAACCUCUGUGUCAAAUCAUGAGUAUGCAGGGGCUUCUCAAGAGAAAUCCAGCCUAGCAAUGGGAGCGGGUGUGGGGGGGGGGGAAUCUAGGGGAGAAAUUCAGCCUUAGAGAUUCCCAGGCCUUUGGUUUCAGUGUGUUACUCCUGUUAAUACAAGGGAUAAAGCCCUCUGUCCACCUGCUGUCCAGUUUUGAAGUGCCUCUCUGGUCUCAGCUGCAUUUCCUGAUGGAUGAGAGAUUUCCUCUUGCUGUGCUAGCUCUGACUUACUUCUUUCCUUUCGUAUACUUGUCUAUAAGUAACACUACAAUUGUUCCAUUUUGUUAAUUGUUGGUGGUCGUUUUUUAAAAUUUAUAUAUACCUAUGAAGGGAACCAGUGGCCCUCCAGAUUUAGCUGGACUCCCAGCCCCCAUCACCUCUGACCAUUCUAUAGGAAACACAAAGCAUCUCAAAUCCUGUGAAAAGGUGGAUUCAAGUGAAACAUUAAGAAAUGCUUUCUAAACUGCCUGUGUGUGUGUGUGUGUGUGUGUGUGUGUGUAUGCAUGGGCACGUACGUGCCCAUGGGCACUAUAUCACUGAAUACCAAGGUGUGUUAAUACAGUCGCUGUUCUGGAUAUUCUGCCCAGUUCAGGUUGUGCAAUUGAAGUGCUGUUAGUCCACCUCCCAUGGAACUUUUGCAGUAAGGAAGGUGAUGGGAAAACACAAUGGCCUGACUCAGUAUAUGGCAGCCUCUUAGGUUCCUAGUUAAAUUAGCCCUUUGUGAAGAACAAUGAGGACUGGAAUCUUCAGUUUGCUUUUAGGAAAAGGAGUGUGCAUGAUUUGCACGUUGGAGGCCCCAAAUUCAAUCCCUAGCAUCUUUGAGUUGGGCUGGGAGAGACUCCUGCCUGGAAACCUGGAGACCUACUUCCAGUUGGUGUAGAGACAGUACUGACCUAGAUGGACCAAGCAUCGGACUAUCUAGGGCAGCUUCCUGUGCCCCUAUCAUUAUAUCAGUAUAAGGCAGGAACUUCCUGUGCCUUCACAUUCACAAGCUUUAUCCUUUAUUCCCCACCCCACCCCAAUUGCACCACAUAAUCCCACAGGCAAAAGGGACUUCAUUUGGGUCAGUUGCUCCUCUUUGCCAGAGGCAGAUUAAUAUUCCCCGCAGCUGGAUUAAUAUUUCUAGUGGCUGGAUUAUUAUUUCAGGCUGACUGGGAAGUGCUUCCUUGUUGUGUGUGAUGAUGCCAAGUCUUUUUUUUUUUUAAAUAAUAUUUAUUAAAGUUUCAAAAGAAGAAAAAUCACAUUGAUAAAAAAAAAUUAACAAUAAAAAGGAAAAAUACAAAGUAGAAAAAAGAAAAAACAGUUAAAAACAAUUCCAUCUUUUCAUCACUUCUUUUACGUUUACUUGUUUCCUGGACCUCCUCAUACCUCCCUCUUUUGUAUUCCAAUUCAAUUUGUUAAUCCAACAAUUCCUUUCCCUCUUUUUAAUCCUAAUCUUUAAUCUUGAUAUAUUAUAACAUUAAAUUUUUACAUAUUAAAAACCAAUUUUUCCAUAUUCUUUUGUACCUAUACAGCUAGAAACCACUUAACUUCAAUCCAACAUCAUUCUAACAUUCAUUAAUUUUGCAAUAUUUCUGUAAAUAGUCUUUAAAUUUCUUCCAAUCUUCUUCCACCGACUCUUCUCCCUGGUCACGGAUUCUGCCAGUCAUUUCCGCCAAUUCCAUAUAGUCCAUCAAUUUCAUCUGCCAUUCCUCCAGUGUGGGUAAGUCUUGUGUGUGAUGAUGCCAAGUCUUUUGAUGCUCAGGUGGCGCCCCUGCCACCUGAAUUCUUCCAGGUUUCCCCAACUGGCUUGUGUAGCUACUGAUUCCCCUUGGAAGCUUGGAUUCUAACUUUGCUAUGUUGUGGGCAGGUUUUUCUGAUGUGGCUUGGACUUGCCUGAUACUGGGACAUAGGAAGCUGCCUUCUGCUGAGUCAGACCAACCAUCUAUCUCAGUCUUGUCUACUGGCAGCAGCUCUCCGUCUUGAAUCUGGGACCUUUCAUUGAGCUGCGAACUAUUCCCUGCAGGCCACACCUGCACUUAGCCCAUUCUUUGCUGGCAUUUUAGGGUUUUUAACACCCUUCCCGCCUCCUCCAUCUGCCUUGGGGAGUAUAAAUUGACAUUGCAGAUGAGCAGCCUGCCCAAGGCUUAAUCUGAUGCAUGCCUUAGACGCAGCACCUGUUUCCAAACGUGGGGAUGUCUGGAGGAAGGGAUCCUAGAAAGAGAUUGGGUUGUGGUCAACUUAAGCCCUACUCAGAGAGCAGACUCUUUGAAAUCAGUGGACUGCAGUCAGUUGUGGCCAUUCAGUGCAAUGGUUGGGGCUGAUGGGAGUUGUGGUGCAAAACAUCCAGUUGGCAAAGACUGUUCUGCUGUAUCAAGCCCAGAUGCAGCCUGUGGUAGGUUCUGGAAUGGCCAGACGAAUGAUAGGAUUUAUGUCCUUUGGGGGACUGGGCAUGGAGACAGAAUUUAAUGCCUUCAACAAGGCUUAUCUGGCUAGUAAUCCAAUUAGCAACACUGGCCUUCAGAUCACCCUGUUCACUGUUGAAACCAUGCCUUCACAGCAUUCUUAGUUUUUGAUUUGUGUUUCAACCUAGGAAAGUACAAAGUAUCUUCUACGCUCUGUGUGCAUCCAUGAUCUGCCAGCUUUGUCUUCUCUGACCAGAGAUUAUACUUUUCUUUAGAACAGGCAGUGGUACAGACUUGAAACCAUACAGGACAGGUGUCUCUUGUUUUUGCUGUGGCCCUGUAUCCUUUAACAACCGCAGAGCAGGCAAUAAUUCAAUGGGUGCUGCCACAUCUUGCUGGCAUGGGCAUAAAACAGAUGAAAGCUAUACCUAUGAGUUUCUGCCUGUCACACAGAUGUGAAAUUCAUGGGGGGUCUUGACAGGAAGAAACAGUUGGCAACCCUACUUUCUUGUGGGUUUUACUGGUAUUCUUCAGCUGAGAGACUCAAGUUUGGAUUCGUAGGAACAUAGGAGAGAAGUUGUCUGCUCCCAGCGGCUCUUUGGGAUCUCGGACAGAGAAAGGUCCUUCCCAUCAUCUGCUACCUGAUCCCCUUAACUGGAGAUGUUGCAGAUUGAACCUAGUGCCUUCUUGGUACAGCACACAUCCUCUAGUGUGAAAGAGCUCUUGCGCUGAAUUCAGCUUAGUUGUACUCAGAGCAGCCCUAUUGAAAAUAAUGGACCUAAUUUAAUAAUGCUCAUUGAUUUCAAUGUGUCUACUCUGAGCAGGAUUAACAUUGGAUACAACCUGUGGUUUUUUUCAUGCAAGACUUUCAGGGCUCCUCCAGACUCUGUAUUUUGCAGGGGGGAUCAGGUGUGUAGUAGAAAUUUAGGUUUGCCCUAGUUCAACAAAUCCACUUCAAGAAAAAAUGAGCAGUUAGGAAAAGCGCAGGAUGAACAAUAGCUUAAUAGGAAGACAUAUAAACACCCCGCAAGCAAUUUAGAAUUCAUUCAGGAUGGAUGUUUAUUGUCAUUUAACCUCUCUGCAAAGAAGUUGGUGCAAAUGCUCUAAAAAGGUUUAACACUGGGCACUCCCAAGUGAUGUAUUUGUUGAGCAUUCGUCCUGAUUUGUUUGCAGAGAGGUUAGAUGACAUUGCAUCAAAGCAAAUAUUAACCCACACUUUUUGGUGUGUGUGUUCUGUCACUUUCCUUAUCACAAAAAGCCUGAUUUUUGGGGGGAAGUGGGUUUGUUGUGCAGGACCGCCUAGGUAGCUAUAAUUAUGCAACCUGAAUUUUCUGGUAUGUGGUUGAAUCUGAGCAUGGCAAUAGUCUAUCAUAUCGCCUCUCAGUUUCCUCUUUGGCAGGCUAAACAUACCCAAUUCCUCCAACUGUUCCUUAUAAGGCUUAGUUUCCAGACCCUUGAUCAUCUUGCUCGCCCUCCUCUGCACACAUCCAGCUUGUCAACAUCCUUCUUAAAUUGUGGUGCCUAGAAGUGGGCGCAGUAUUCCAGCUGUGGUUUGACCAAGGCAGAACAGAGCAAGACUAUUACCCCCCUUGACUGGGACACUAUAUUUCUUUUGAUGCAGCCUAGGAUAGCAUUAGCUGUUUUUGCUGGUGCAUCACACUGUUGACUCAUGUUAAUCAUGUGACCUACUAAGACCCCCAGAUCCUUUCCACAUGUACUACUGGCAAGCCAGGUGUCCCCAUCUUAUGUUUGUGCAUCUGGUUAUUCCUGCCUAAGUGUAAAACCUUACAUUUGUCCCUAUUGAAAUGUUUUGGCCCAGUUCUCCAAUCUGUUAAGGUCAUCUUGAAUCCCAAUUCUGUCUUCAGUGGCAUUGGCUACCCCUCUCCAUUUGGUGUCUUUUGCAAAUUUGAUUAGUGUUCCUUUAAUACCUUCCUCAAAGGUCAUUUACAAAGAUGUGGAACAAAAACAGGCUCAGGACAGAAUCCUUUGGCACUCUAGUUGUCCCUUUUUCCUAGGAUAGCGAGGAACUGUUAGUGAGCAUUUUUUGGGCUUGGUCAGUCAACCAGCUACAAAUCCACCUAACAGUUACCUCAUGCAACCCACAUUUUACUAGCUUCUCUGCAAGAAUAUAACGGGGGACUUUGUCAAAAGCCUUACUGAAAUCAAGAUGCACUAUGUCCACAGCAUUCCCCUGAUCCACCAAGCUUGUAACUCUAUGAAAAGACGAAAUCAGAUUUGUCUGGCAUGACUUGUUUUUGAGAAACCCAUGCUGGGUCUUAGUAAUCACAGCAUCCUUUUCUAAGCGCUCACAGAUCGACUGUUGAAUUAUCUGUUCUAGGACCUCUCCUGGAAUCAAUGUCAAGCUCACCAGUUGGUAGUUACCUAGGUCUUCUUCUCACCCCUUUUUGAAGAUGGGAAGAACAUUUGCCUGCCUACAGUCUACAGGGACCUCACCUGUUCUCAAAGAAUUCUCAAAGAUUAGAGACAGAGGCUCUGAGAUUACAUCCUCAAGCUCCUUUAGUACCCUGGGGUGCAGCUCAUCAGGCCCUGGAGAUUUGAAUUCAUUUAAAGUUCCCUUGCCACUUAUUUUCCCAUCUUGUGUUGCAGUUUCCUCUUUGCAUUAUUUAUUCUAUUAUCUCCAGGCUGGGGAUUGCUUUCCUUUUGGGUGAAGACAGAGGCAUAGUAGGUGUUGAGCAGUUCCGCAUUCUCUCUGUCACCCAAUAGCAUUUCUCCAUGCAAGGGACUUGCUUGUUCUUCUUGCUUCGAACAUAGCCAAAGAAACCUUUAUUAUCAUUUUUAACCUCUCUGGCAAGCCGGAGCUUAUUCUGAGUUUUGGCCCGCCUGACCUUCUUCCUGCAACGGUUGGCUACUCGUGUAUACUCUUCCUUCGUGAUUUUUCCUUCCUUUCAUUCCAUUCCAUGGCUGAGAUAUAAAUAACACCCUCGGCAGUGGAGUCAGGCUUUCGUGUGUUUGAGGUGGGUGUACAUGGCAUUGUUAGUUAAACGAUUAAGGCACCAACCUCAAGAAGGCCCCGUGCUGUGCCCCAGCCUGAUUACUUUCCUGGGGGUGUCUUUUAAGAGGGGAGCACUUUUUAUUUUUUGCAGUUUACAGUGGUACCUCGGGUUAAGUACUUAAUUCGUUCCGGAGGUCUGUUCUUAACCUGAAACUGUUCUUAACCUGAAGCACCACUUUAGCUAAUGGGGCCUCCUGCUGCUGCCGUGCCGCCGGAGCCCGAUUUCUGUUCUUAUCCUGAAGCAAAGUUCUUAACCUGAAGCACUAUUUCUGGGUUAGAAGAGUCUGUAACCUGAAGCGUAUGUAACCCGAGGUACCACUGUAUUUUCAUCCCUGCUAUCAAACUUUUUUCUUCCUUUCUUUUUUUUAAAGACAACCGAUUCCUUCAGCUUAAUGGAUGUUCUGCAGGAGUCCAGCACCUUUAAUUAGCACUUCAAAAUGCCAGAAACACAAUGACAGGUAUAUUUAAAGGCCUAGUCAGGAAGUCAUCUUCAGAUUUGGGGUUGAGCUGGAGCCAACAGCACUGCCGCUGACUCCUUUGCAUGCAAAAUACCUCUUCAGCCCCCUCCCCUCUUCCCAGCCUGAGAAUUUUGGCAGAGUUCUCCCUGGCUAUGCACCUCCUCAGUUGUUCAGCCCUUCUCUCUUUUGCGUCUCUGACUGUGCUUGGAGGUGGGGAGGGGAGCGAUCAAGCAUUAUUAUUUUCUUUUAGAAAUAAUAAUUGUUGUCUUUUGGGGAGAAGGGCAAAACAAAGGAAGCCACAGCGGAACCAACGGAAGCAAAACAUAAAGGGAACAAAGGGCCAAACUGUGGCAGGUUGCGGUGUUGUUGCACUUUCCAAAGAACGUAGACAAAUUGGACCCGGUUCAGAGAAGGGCAGUGAAUGUGGAGAUGGGUAUGGAAAGACCUUCCCUUGAGGGAGGUGUGAAGGAGCCAGGUGUGUUCAGCAUGCUGAACGGAAGGCAGAGAGGGGGACAGGAUAGCCCUCCUCAGAUACCCAAAGGGCUGCCCCAUCAAUGCUGAGAAAGGCAUGUUCCUUGAUGUUGGUCCAAAGGGUAGGUUUGCAUCUUGUGUUCCAGGAGAAAUGUCCAUUGCCAGUGGAACCAAUGGCCUAGAAAGCUAGGAGGGCAGGUGGGCUCCUCUUCUCCGGAGGUCUUCAAACCAUUCUAGCUUUGGGUCACCUACUAUUAGCAGGGGAACGCGAUGGAUCAGGGGCAGUGUUCGAAAUUAGCCAGGCGCAUUUUGCACCUGGCUUUCGGCCACUCGCAACCAAGUGAUGAUGCCCAGGCACCAGGAUGGCACCUGACGUCUCUGCCACCUGGGGGUUAUUGGAUCUAGACUGUUUUCACACACUAGUACCCAAUCCUGUAGAAUUCUAUCAGUUAUAUUUUAUCUGCACAAUCGGAAUGAAUUUCGGGAACCCAAAUGCUUUUUCUGUGCAGCCAGAGCAGGAGCAGUCGCCAUUAAGAAAAAGAGGUCGGAAGAGGCCAAUAUAUAUGUGGACUGUCCUUGGAUCAAGGGACUUUUCUUCUUUAAGUUCUCAAAGUUCUUAACUGAGGCUCAAGGCUGUCCUCUGAACUAGCCAGAUGUUUAAAUGAGAAUCAAUCACAGUCAGUCCAUCAUUUGAAAAAUAAGGCUUUAGAGCCCCCUUGCCCCAGAAUGGCAACUAGACAUUCCGUUUUUGAGUUCAAGUUCAAGUUCAAGUAGUUUAUUACAGUCAUAGACCAGCAUAAGCAAAACAUCUAAAUAAAUAGUAUAACAGUAUUAAUUAAAUAGGAGCAAGAACCAAACGUAGAUUUAAACAUAUACAUAGAAUACUUAAUUAAGCAUAGAUAAUGGGUGAGUAAAAAUUUAGAAGAAAAAUUAAAAGAUCAGUUAACACAGCUAUAUGGGGUGGGUUUCAGAAGUGCGGAUCUAACAAUAUGGGCCUUCAGUUUAGGAUUGAAUUGUAGCAUAGACCAUUCUUUGUCGAGUAUCUAUCAUGGCAGCGCAAAAUCUGGCGACUACAUAUGUGACUUCUGGGCUCUCGUCCUGUUGUAAUAGGGAGAUGUUGUGUUGUUCUGAACGCCCAGGAAACUUAUAUAAGAUGGGUUGGAUAAACCUAGUUGGUUUUUGUGAUUGCAACCUUGGUUUAAGGAGUCAUUUGGCAACUAUCUUAGAUAUUGGAGUUCUGAACACUGAUCAGGGGUCUGUUUCUGUUUGAGCGGCCCAUUACAUUGAGCGGCCAUCGCCACCCUGUUGCCCCUCCAGAGUUUUAGUCCAAAGCAGCUGGAGGGCACCAAGUUGGCAUUGCCUUGAGUAUAAUAAUGUCUUGGGGGCCGCAUGCUGGUGGUGGGAAGGGCCAGAUCCAAAAGUAAACAGGGAGACCUGUUCCUUCGCUCUCUGGUUUCUUUAUAUCGGUUGCUGGGCAUCGCAAGUGGGGAGGAAAGGUCUCUUGCAUUUGGGACCUGCCUUGAGGCAUCUUGUUGGUCACCGUGAGAAGACUGUGAUGGGCCAUUGGCCUGAUUCAGCAGCUGCGCUCUGCUUAAUCUUCUUAGGUUCUCUCCAUGGCCUUCUUUGGACAGUUCUCUCCCUCUUGCCAUUCCUAUGUCAGCCUGGCCAAUGCUCAGGUGUUAAGUUGUGGGUGAACAUAUCAGACGACACAGCGAUUCUUCAAACAGCUCUUGUUUAUUCACAGGCCAGAACAGAACUGAACUGAAGGGUUCAGCCAGCCUGCUAAUAUACAGCUCCACUACAAUGCAACUGUAACCACUUUCUGUAACUAUCUAAUCACUGAACGUCACUUUCAAUUCCUUAUUUGCAUAUGUGGACCUGAGUGAAAACUAUCUACAGUAUCCCCCUGCUGGCCCAGGGUGAGAACUUCAGUACAUAACACCAGGGAUGAUGGGAGUUGUACUGUGGCAACAUCUGGGUGGCCACAGGUUUCCCCUAUCAUAAUAUGGCAAAGUUGCAAUGGGUGGGGUGGGGUGGGGCUUUCUGAAAGCCAGUUCUCUCCUCCCCUCAGGACAAGGAUGGACCUCAAUGAGCCCUAAGGUGGCAUUUGAGGUGGAGGGGAGCCCAACUCAGCUAGGCCAGAGGUUUCCUUGCCACCGAUGGAAAACAUAGCAAGAUUUCACAUCUUCCGCUGGGUAUUGCCCCAGCUGGCUUGACAUUUGCUAUGGGAGAACAGAUUGAGAGGGGUAGAGUGAGAACGAAGGACAAACAUGCAGGGGUGCAGGACGGCACAUGUGUUGUGGGGGGGGGGGGAGAGAGAGAGCUGUACCUGACUGCAGCCCUCUGGGAUCCUACUUUUUAUGGUGUUCCCUGAAGCAAACGCAACAGCCAUACAAAGCCUGGAUGAGCCUAAAGAGAUAGUAUUAUUAUGUGCCCCAGAGAGUGGCUCUGGAAUCUGUCCGUCCCCUCCCCCACCGCCCCAGUGCUUCAGUCUUAAGUUCUGCUUAAAGGAGUGCCCCUGACCAUGCCAAGAGUGCUUUUCCGCCUUCUUGCUGGAGAAAGGGCUCCCAAGUCACCCUGAGCUCUGAAACCUUUCCUUUCCCUGCUACGAGAAGGUCAGGUCUUCACUGCCGCCCUCUUAAUUGUGGCUUGCGGGGAUCCAUGCAUAUUGUUUGAAUGAAGUAAGCAAAAAACAGUCGCUAUAGAAUGAAGGCAAUUAUGCCUCCCUGUGGCCAGCAGUUGGGGAAGAUGUCUCACCCAUGCUGGAAACAAUAAGAAUGUUGCAUCAUUCAUAUAUAUAUAUAUAUAUAUAUAUAUAUAUAUAUAUAUAUUCAUUUCCUGUGAGAAGCGGUUCAAGGGGGCAAAGCGGGUUCUAAAGAUAGAUAAUUCAUUCUUGUUCCCAAGAGCUGAGAGCAUGCAGAAGAAGGAAAGGGUAAAGCAAAAUCUCAGUGCUCUGUCGACAUCCCAAAUCCUCUCUGCUCCCAGGGGGUUGGAGGGGGGAUUGUCUUCGUUUUGGAAAAUUGCAAUGCCACAGACUCACAAUCACGUAGGAUAGGUCCUGUUUCCUUGGCAGGGGUCAACAUUGUUUCAACAGCAACUGGACGGGUUGCAGCAUUUUGCUGGCAGGAAGAAGAUCUGUCAGGCAAAGCUGUACCUGUGGGAUUUCUGCCUGCCCUACAUUUUAUAUUUUUAAGGGGGAGGGAGAGCUCAAAGCAAUUUACAGCUGACAUUGAAACAUCAAAUGAAACAAUCCAGAAUGAAACAUGACUGAAGAAAGUCAAAUAUGAAGUCAACAUUCAAAGCAACAUAAUUAACAGGAAGCUAGAAUAUUGUCUUAAAGGUUUCAAAAGAAAGCGUUGUAAUGGAGGUCAGCUACAGAAUGCACAUUCAUCGCAGCAAAGUUAACGGGGGGGGGGGAGCUCUUAAACCUUUGAAGAGAAAACAAAUAUAACAUGCACAUUUAAAACAGCAUAAUUAGCAAGAGAAUAAAACAUUAUCGUAAGCAUAGAACAUAUCUGCUGCUGUUGUUGCCAGUCCUGCCAAUGGUAGUUCAUGGUAGCUGGUGGCUGUGAAAGCCCAGACUCAGUGACCUGGGUCUCUGACCUCUUCAGCAGCCUCUGUUUCUGUAGCUCCGUCACGGCAGGGAGCAAGUCCUCCAGGAUUCACAGCCAAGUGAAAGAAGUAUUGAAUAUUGAACAGCUCUUACUCAGAAUCUCCUUUCUUGUAACUUGAAGCCAUUGGUUCAAGCCCUACACUCCGGAGCAGCAGGAAACAAGCUUGCUCCCUCUUCCAUGUGACAGCCCUUGAGAUAUUUGAAGAAGGCUAUCAUAUCAAACCUCAGAGCCUAGGACUUGUUGAUCAGAAGGUCGGCAGUUCGAAUCCCUGCGACGGGGUGAGCUCCUGUUGCUCAGUCCCUGCUCCUGCCAACCUAGCAGUUCGAAAGCACAUCAAGUGCAAGUAGAUAAAUAGGUACCGCUCCGGCAGGAAGGUAAAUGGCAUUUCCGUGCACUGCUCUGGUUCGCCAGAAGCGGCUUCGUCAUGCUGGCCACAUGACCCGGAAGCUGUACGCCGGCUCCCUCGGCCAAUAAAGCGAGAUGAGCGCCACAACCCCAGAGUCGGCCAAGACUGGACCUAAUGGUCAGGGGUCCCUAUCAUAUCUCCUCUUGGUCUCCUCCCUUCCAGGCGUACAGCAAACCUUGGUUGCAGCUCAUGGUUUGUCUGGAGCAGAAAACAAAACCACCACCCCAUGAGCCUGGGUUAGGGAAACCUGCUUAGCCAAAUCAUCGAACCGGUCAUAGUUGGGCUUAGGGUGCAAACCCUACUGUAUUUUGAUGCUGUGUUUUGGGGGCCCUCCCGAUUGGGGGUUGUCGUCUUUGGAGGGUGUCGUCCGCAACAUGUCACUGGUGAAGUAAUAGUGCAUGGGUAGGCAAACUAAGGCCUGGGGGCCGGAUCCAGCCCAAUCACCUUCUAAAUCUGGCCCACAGAUGGUCCGGGAAUCUGCGUGUUUUUACAUGAGUAGAAUGUGUCCUUUUUAAAAUGCAUCUCUGGGUUAUUUGUGGGGCAUAGGAAUUAGUUCAUUCCCCCCCCCCCAAAUAUAGUCUGGCCCCCCACAAGUUCUGAGGGACAGUGGAUUGGCACCUUGCUGAAAAAGUUUGCUGACCCCUGGAAUAGUGCAUCAUUGGUGGAUUUCUAACUGGACCACCCACACGCAAUUCCACCGCGUUAGUGGUUCUGUGAUGCUUAAAAAAGUAAAGGACCCCUGACAAUUAAGUCCAGUCGCGAACGACUUUGGGGUUGCAGCGCUCAUCUCGCUUUACUGGCCGAGGGAGUUGACGUUUGUCCGCAGACAGUUUUUCCGGGUCAUGUGGCUGCUCUAGCGAAACUAGAGCAGCACAGGGAAACACCGUUUACCUUGCCGCCAGAGCAGUACCUAUUUAUCUACUUGCACUUUGACUUGCUUUCAAACUGCUAGGUUGGCAGGAGCUGGGACCGAGCAACAGGAGCUCACCCCGUCGCGGGGAUUCAAACCACUGACCUUCUGAUCGGCAAGCCCAAGAAGCUCAGUGGUUUAGACCACAGCGCCACCCGCGUCCGUCCCUCUGUAAUGCUUACUCAAGGCUAUUACACCAUUGCCUCCUGGAGGGGCCCCCCUUGCCCUAUAGCGCAAAAAGAGGGACAAAGAAAUAAACAGGAACAUCUAUACAGUGGUACCUCGAGUUAAGAACUUAAUUAGUUCUGGAGGUCCGUUCUUAACCUGAAACUGUUCUUAACCUGAGGUACCAUUUUAGCUAAUGGGGCCUCCCACUGCCACCGUGCCACCGCACCGCGAUUUCUGUUCUCAUCCUGAAGCAAAGUUCUUAACCCGAGGUACUAUUUCUGGGUUGGCGGAGUCUGUAACCUGAAGCGUCUGUAACCCGAGGUACCACUGUAAUAUAAAAUGUUACAGGAUUUCAGCAGGAAGCAAUUGGACGUGCAUAAACCAACUGGAAAUCAAGCAUGUUUACCCCAAACUUUGGCACGUGCAAAACCGUACUGAAAGUGCCCUAAUACCAUCAUGAGCACAAAUGCUCAUAAAUGCACAAUUAAAAAGACGUCUUUUAAGGAUGUAUUUUGUUGCUUGGUCAUGUCACUUAAAAUGCGGAGUUAUUAUUAUUAAAUUUUCAGUAGUAUUCUUUGGUUUUGUAUGAGUAAUGUGCAUAGCAGUUGCCAUAACAAUUCCCUUUCUGUUAGGAUAUAUGCAAACCGGUUAGAGAUUUCCCUGUAGGCAAAUGUCUGAUCCCUACAGGGGGAGAUGGUGGGACCUUUCAUGUAGCUCUUCUAAGUCAGAUAUCUGGGUUCCAAAAGACCUUGGGAGGAGAAUGAGGGUCCGGUAAGUUUUUGGCAAGGACAUGGGCCUGGGGGCCAGGACACCUGGGUCUCUUUGAGGCCGUGGGAGAAAAAUGAGUUCUGACAAGUUUCUUAAAGCAGUGGGGUGGGAUAUGUGUCUCAUUUGCAAUCCACCUCCGGCAGGUGGUGACGGACUCUACUAUCUGGAAGGGAGGAGUGGAGUAAUAGCUAUUAACUGCAGUUCAGAAGCAUUCCUGUAGUUCAGGGGUGGGGGAACCUGUAGCUCUACAAACUUGGCUGGACUCUGUCUCCCAUCAGCCCGUCAGCACAGCCGAUAAUCAGGGUUCCUCACUCCUGCUGUAGCCUUUAUGUUCCAGUGUAGAAGAGGAGUGGUAUGCAGUGGUUAGAGGUGAUCUCUGGGCAUUGGGCCCUCCCGAUUUGCUGUCACCUUCCUCCAGCCUCUCUGAGAGGCCCGGGGCGGCGACUGUGAACGGGCUUUUGCAGCGCAUUCUAAAACCAGGUCACCUUUGCUGGAACCUUGUCCUGUGUAAUCAUUGGCAGUAAUCUGAGCCCAGGUAACCUGGCACGGAGGAGCCGGUGGACGGCAGGUAAUGGAUACUUCUUGGGACUAGGCAGGUAGCCAGUCCUCCUUGUUUCCACCUGAAUGGGCAAGUCCAGCUGCCGCCUAAAAGGCAGACUAGCUGGAUGGUUGCAGCGGUGGCUAUUAAUAAUGCUAGCAAUAAUGAUUUUUUCAAACUUGCUAGCUGCUUUUUAAAAGCCCUUGCUUUAUUUGGGACUCACAAGGACACUGCGUCCCCAUUUUCCAGGAGUUGAGGCUGAGAGAGGGUGGGUGACUUGCACAAAGCCCCUGGCAGAGGCAGGAUUUGAACCCAGGCCUUGCAGGUCUUUCGGACCCACUGCAGAUAAUAAGUGGUCUCAAAGAAACAAGCCUGGCUGAGGUUGACGGAGAAUGUACUCCCAAGUAGCUGUGCCUGGGGACUGCAUCCAAAGAUUUGAAAAACAAAAAUUCUAAGCUCCUUCUGCCUGGGUACUCUGAAAUGUGGCAACUGGCAUUCAGGAAUUUGAAAGAUUUCUUUCUCCAGUCCAGUCUCUCUUCUCUCCCCCUCCCCACAAGGCCUUUCCUGCCUCUUAAUUCUGACGUGCAAAUUAAUCAGCUUUCAUCUUUGCUGCUGCCUCCCUGCCAUUCUGGCUUUUUUCCUCGAGGAUUGCGUCUGAAUUUCUAGGUUUCUCUCCUGGAAAUUCAGGAUAGCAAAUUGGCAGAACUCUAAGCCUCCUCCAGACAACCCUUUUUUAUUGUGCACACACAACUGUUUGUGCUCAGGGUGGUAUUGGGAUGGUUAUAAGCAAUCCCCCCUUUCGAUACUGUUUGCAUCUGUUCAAAAGGUUCAGGGUGGCUUCAUUUGCGAUUGGUGCAUAUCUCAUUAUCUCCUGCUGAAAAACUUGCAGCAUUUCAUACAAAUAUUCUGGAGCGUCGUUGACUUUUUCGUUCUGCUUUGCACUGUUUUAGUGCAAGAGUGGCCCUUCAGACAGCAAUAAUACAGUGACAAUCAGCUUACAUUGCAGAACGAUUCUCAAAGCUGAACGCUGUGUGGAUGGUCCGGUCUAAAUCUGCCACUGUUGUUGUUUAGUUGUUUAGUCGUGUCUGACUCUUUGUGACCCCAUGGACCAGAGCACGCCAGGCACUCCUGUCUUCCACUGCCUCCCGCAGUUUGGUCAAACUCAUGUUCAUAGCUUCGAGAACACUGUCCAACCAUCUUGUCCUCUGCCGUCCCCUUCUCCUUGUGCCCUCCAUCUUUCCCAACAUCAGGGUCUUUUCCAGGGAGUCUUCUCUUCUCAUGAGGUGGCCAAAGUAUUGGAGCCUCAGCUUCAGGAUCUGUCCUUCCAGUGAGCACUCAGGGCUGAUUUCCUUAAGAAUGGAUAGGUUUGAUCUCCUUGCAGUCCAUGGGACUCUCAAGAGUCUCCUCCAGCACCAUAAUUCAAAAGCAUCAAUUCUUCGGCGAUCAGCCUUCUUUAUGGUCCAGCUCUCACUUCCAUACAUCACUCCUGGGAAAACCAUAGCUUUAACUAUACAGACCUUUGUUGGGAACGUGAUGUUUCUGCUUUUUAAGAUGCUGUCUAGGUUUGUCAUUGCUAUUAUUCCACCAGCAACACAUUGUGGGAAAUGCCUGCAAGAAACCCACCAGUCUGGGAGGGCCCUUAGAAUUGGGACGAGCAGAGGAGGAAAGGUUGGCUCAGAGAGGAAAGGGCUGUGGGUGCAUUUUGCAAACUAGCUUUUGCGUGCCCCUGCUCUGAUCGCCCAACUCCCCCUCCCUGGCCCUCCGGCGCUCUCUCUAGCUGCGCAUGGAUUUAUCGAGGGACAGGGAGCUGUCAAGUUUCCACCUCACCCCUGAGGCUCGUGCUCAUCGAUCGGGUGAAGUCUGUGGCCUAGAUUCCAGUGAAGGGCAGAGAGGUUUAGUGGCUGGUGCACUGGGAGCCAGGUGCUGCGUCUCUCGGCUCUGAAAGGGCGAGUGGGUAGUGAGUUCGAGGAGAUGGGGGAGGUUCCACAUUUUUAAUUGUCAAGUUUUCCAUUCAGUCCUUAGUUCUGGAUUUUCAGGCGGUGGAAAUGGAAGUUGGUUAGGGUGGAAAACAGCAGGAGGAGCCUCCUCUCUCUCUCUCUCUCUCUCUCUCUCUCUCUCUCUCUGCUGACAACUUUGAUUGAGAAAGGAAGUCAAUUCAGUUCACCCACCUUUCGAUCAGCCUCUCUCAUGGAGGCAUUGGUGGCCGUUGAAAUAGGCCGUCUGCCCUGCACAAAGAGGACCUUGCAGAGGCGUCUGCCCUUGUUAGCUGUGCUGCCUUCUGGGCUCCGAGUUCAAGGUGAUGGGUGUGAUCUAAAUUUUCUCUUUGCAGCCAUGGGUCUGGCCCUGCCAGCCUCUGGGCUCUCUGCUGCUUCACGGGUAGCCUGUUGCAAUCUCUGAGACCCAUGGAGAAAGCCUUCUAACCGUCCCUUUUUAUUUAUUCUAGACAACCUUCUUUUGCGGGGUACCCUUCCCUAGUAAAUCACAGUCCUUCUGGAGCUCUAAACUAGAAAACGCUUUGAAAAAGCAGCACUUUAAAAGCAAUCCAGAAUGCAGUGCACAUGAACUGAAAGCUGCUUGAAAUGAAAAGAUUGUAGAAUCAUAGAAUUCUAGAGUUGGAAGGGACCUUGAGGGUCAUCCAGUCCAACCCCUGCAAUGCAGGAAUCUCAACUAAAGCAUCCAUCCUCCAAGGACGGAGAGUCUACCACCUCCCAAGGGAGUCAUUUCCACUGUCAAACAGUUCUUACUGUCAGAAAGUUCUUCCUGAUGUUUAGUCAGAAUCUCCUUUCUUGUAACUUGAAUCCACUGGUUCAAGGCCUACUCUCCAGAACAAGAGAAAACAAGCUUGCUCCAUCUUCCAUGUGACAGCCCUUGAGAUAUUGGAAGAUGGCUGUCGUAUCUCCUCUCGGUCUCCUCUUUUCCAGCCGUAGAGCAAACCUUGGUUGCAGCUCAUGGUUUGACUGAAGCAGAAAAUAAAACCACCCUCCCCCCAUGAGCCUGGGUUAGGGAAACAUGCUAAGCCAAAUCAUUGAACCCAUCAUAGUUGGGCUUAGGGGAAUGUGCGAACCCUGCUGUAUUUUGAUGCUAUGUUUUGAGGGGCAGGAGAAGACAAGUGGGAACUUGCCCACUUUCCCUGUAUGGAGGUUCUGAGCAACGAGCUCUUCUUCAGAAAUAAAUGCAGCAGAGAAGAAAUGAGGGCAAAAGCAGGCCCAGCAGCAAUGGUGGAAGACCAGAAUGAAACAGCCUUGGGUGAGGAGCCACCAGAAGGGAAGAGGUGUGGUUGGAGGAGAGCCUCCAGUGUUGUCAAAACCACACACACUUACCGGUAAACCUGGGGAGUAAAAGCCCAAAGGAACGCCCACACCUAAGAUGGGCUAUUUUUUUGCACUGCUGUUCUGGAUCUUUGGGCCUUCCACAUUAGCAGAAAAGAUGGACAAAUGCAAGGCACAGGACAAUGGCUGUGAAAGGACAGUGGUGUCAUCUGAAUGUCCCAUUUGGGGUGGCAGGAACACCAGGGCUGGUCCUACAAUGAUGCAGCUGCCUCAGGCAGUAGAUGCUGAGUAUGAGGAGUAGCCAGAGCUGUCAGUGCCCCAUGGCCUGCCCUGUACCCUCUAUGCUAGCCUGCUGCCCUCAAGUGCAGGGAAAGAUGUUGGAGUAAGAUUCCACUGCCAUUCCAGUUGGCUCCUGUAUGUGCCCUGGGGGAGGGAGCCAUCUUGUCCUUCGCCUCAGGCAGCAAAAUGUCUUGAGCUGGCCCUGAGGAACACAGUGUAAGGGACACUAUAAAACACUGAAAACACACUGUCACACACCCGCCAACAUUUUAUGGUUCAUUUGUGCUGGUUUGCCGUUGACUUCGGCUCCUACGUCUAACUUCAACGGAAUAAUUUUCUUAUGCCUAUUUUUAUAUCCACAUUGACUUCUUUUUUUGUCCCUGGUCUGCCCUUGCAACGGAUGCCAGAAACACUGACUUUUGCUGCCUCUCUCCAGUAUCUCAUUUACUUUUUUCAGACUUUAAUUCUCCACAGUGCCUGCUUGUACAAAAUGGAUUCUCUUUUUUAAACAGUUGUGGCAAACCUUUCCUCAUGCUGGGCGUUCUGCCCACCAGUACCUUUUAAAUCCUCCUCCUCGCACUCUCUUUGCCAGAAAUAGUUUUCCAGCAAGGCCAAUUAUAAACUUUUCAUCGUUAAUUGUUAUUGCUUAAGUUUUUUGGUUUUGUCGUUCUUAUUUCAUUAAUAUAUGAAGAUGAUUUGCAAACACACCACAAAAACCUGCUACAAUGGUUUUAAAAAACAGUACAAAAAUGAAACUGAAAAUAGGUUUGAGAACUCCCUUCCAUCCAGCUGGAAAUGCUUGUUGAAACUAAAAUGUCUUCAGUUGCUUCCAGACUGGACAGGAGGCAGGCACCUGUCAUACCUCGACGGAAAUGUUCCACAGAACAGGGGCAGCCACGGUGAAAGCCCUGCUCCAGGCUUCUGGUAUUUUAGAGCUUCAAUGAGAAACUCUUCUGCAGAGUGCAGUGACCUACUAGGCAUAUAAGGAUUAAGGCAGUCUCUCCAGUGACCUGGUCCUGAGCUGUCGAGGGCCUUACAGGUUACUGCAGGCUUCCUCAACCUCGCCCCUCCAGAUGUUUUUGGCCUACAACUCCCAUGAUCCCUAGCUAGCAGGACCAGUGGUCAGGGAUGAUGGGAAUUGUAGUCUCAAAACAUUUGGAGGGCCAAGUUUGAGGAAGCCUGGAUUAGUACCAGAACUUUGAAUUUAGCCCAGCAGCCGAUUGCACUGGGCAACAAUUUUUUACUUUUUGAAUGUUGUCUAGAUUUCUACAACUGAUUUAGGGUAUUUUUGCACUGCUGAAUCAGGAAAUGGCAUCCGUUUCUCUCCAUCAGGUCAGGUUUACUGUAAACUGAAUGGUGGGCAUUGAUAAAGGUAAGUACACAUAAAUUGCAUGUUGCUUCACCAUUUUUCAAACUUCAGAGCUUGAACUUCCAUUUCUUGGAACUCCUGGAAUACUCAGCGGCAGGGAGGUCUCUCUUCAGAGUCCAACAGUAGUCAGCCAUCAUGAUUGCGUCCCAGCGACCCUGAUACUUGGUCUCCAUCUUUUUCAUGUCCUGAUGGAAUCUCUCCCCCUGCUCGUCACUCAUUGAACCCAGGUUCUCAGGAAACCGGUCCAUAUGUGAAAAUAGGUAGUGCAUCUUGACGCUCAUGUUGCAGCCCAGGUUUCUGAAAGCAGUCAGCAUGUUGUUGACAUGUUCUGUGUAGUUUCUGGCCUUAUUGUUGCCAAGAAAGUUCUUCACUACCAGAACAAAUGCCUUCCACGCUUCCAGUUCCACUUCGUUCAUUGAGUUUCCAAACUCUGGAUCUCUGAUGAGCUGACAGAUCUGAGGACCGUCAAAGAUGCCAGCUUUCAACUUCUCCAUGGUCAAUCCUGGAAAAGCCUGGCACAAGUAAGUGAAGCAGUCACCAUCCUUGUCCAGAGCCUUGGUGAACUGCUUGAUUAAGCCGAGCUUGAUGUGCAGCGGUGGGAAGAGUAUUCUGUCUCUGUCCACCAGAGGGUCGUUGAUGACGUUCCUUUCUUUGCAAGGCACCAAUUCCUCCCGCACAGGCCAGUCCUUCUUCGUGUAAUGCUGAGCACAGUCCCUACUAUCCCACAUGCACAGAAAACAUGGGUACUUGGUGAAGCCAGACUGUUGUCCCAACAAAAAGUUCACCAUCUUCAGGUCAACACAAAUAAACCACUUAUGCUGAUCGUAACCAAUUUUCUCCAGCACAUACUUCACCACUUCAUAGUUCUCCUUCAGUGUACUCGAGUGAGCCAGGGGUAUAGAGGCAAACUGGUUGCCGUUGUGUAGCAGAACACAUUUCAGUGAUCGCUUGCUGCUGUCAAUGAACAGUCUCCAAUCUUUGGGUUCGUACUGUGGCACUCCAAGCUUGAGCAGAAGCUGCGCAAUAUCUGCACAGUACACCAAGUCCUUCUCUUCGGAGAAAAAACGGAGGUUUUAUGACUUCAAAUUGAUCCCUUUUCAACUUAAUCACCCAGAACUAUCGGACCUGAAUACUUCUUGUCAUUAAAAUAAUCAUUUCCAAUCAAAACAAUUAUUUGACAUGGCAUUUUACCCCCAACAACUUCUUCUAAAAUGCUCCACACAAGCGUUCAUGUGAACAAAAACGUAAAAAACAACAUGUGGCCAUAGCUCAAAAACUUGACCUGAUUGAGUAAAACCAGUGUGAUUUUUGGAUUCAGCGCAUCAGAUUCGUCCUAAAUCAACUGACAAAACGCAGACAACAAAUUUGUUGUUGACCAGUGUUGUCAGCCAGUGCAGAUGAGGUACUAUAUCCUGGCAGUAGUUUCUCCAACAAUUAACCCAGCUGUCUCAUUCUGCGCUAGCUGCAGUCUCUGGAUGAACCUCAAGGGCCGCCUCACACAGAGCACAUUGCAGUAGUCCAGUCUUGAGGUUACCAGUGCAUGGACAACUCUGGUUAAGCGAUCCAGGACUGGCCAUAGCUGCCUUGUUAAUAGCAGCCUGCCUGCCUGCCUGCCUGCCUGCCUGUGAGUUGCCCCACGCCUGCCACCCUCGUGCACUUCUCUGCACAAUUUUCAUUUGAGCUUGGGGUAUCUCAUGUGCUCUUGCAGUUCCUUCUCUUGGGUCAGGUCUUCCUCCUGCAGUAAUUUCUCCUUUGAACUGGAUUUCAUUUUCAUUGUGUCAUGAAACCAACACCUUUAGCUAGAGUGGCAGGGGUAUAAAUAUUAUUAUUAUUAUUAUUAUUAUUAUUAUUAUAGUACGUGAGACUCAAUUCUAAAAAUGGGAUGGCCAUUAUCAUUUGGAGUGAUUACACAAAGCAGUUCUUUUGGGUAGCUUUUGACCCCGGUAAAUUUUUAAGCCAUUAUGUCCUUUGGUAAUGAAUAGCUUCCAUUGCCCUUGAUCCUGGAAAAGUUGUAUAUAGCCCUCAUGACUAGUAGCCACAGAUAGCCUUAUUCUCCAUGAAUGAGCCUGAUUCUCUUUCCAAGUCAUCUGUCUCUCCAUCUUAUGAGAGCCAAUUCUGUAGUUUAACUAUGUGCUGUGUGAAGACGGACCUCUUUUUGUCUGUCCUGAAUUGUCAUUCAGCCUCAUUGGAUGUCAGCGAGUUCAGCGUGAUUUUAAACAAGCCACACAGCUUGUCGUUGUCAUCGUCUUUUUCUCAUUUCUAUUUAAAUCUCCCUUCCAAAGGAGUCCAGGGCAGCAAACACAUAAUUAAAAGAGCAUCAUUAAAAAAACAUUCUAAAACCACUUUCAAACAGCCCCCAUUAACUCAGCCAGUGACUUCAGAGUUGCCAGGAACAGUAUCUUCCAACCAUCGAAUGCCUGAGUGAACAGGAAUGCUUUUAAGUUCCUCCUGAAAGUCAAUAAGGACGGACACAACCACACAGCAUUUACAGCAGAAGCUGCCUUAUACUGAACCAGACCUAUUUCCCCCCUAUCUAGCUCAGUAGUGCCUACACUGACUGGCAGCAGCUCUCCAUGUUUCAGACGGGGGUCUUUCCAAGCCCACACCUGGAGAUGCCACUGGAACAGAAUCAUAGAAUUGUAGUUGGAAGGGACCACAAGGGUCAUCUAGUCCAACCCCCUGCAAUGCAGGAAUCUUUUGCCCAAUGUGGGGCUUGAACCCACAACCCCGAGAUUAAGAGUCUCGUGCUCUGGCUGAGCUAUCCAAGCGACCUUGAGGCCUUCUGCAUGCAGGGCAGGUGUUCUUCACCAGGUCCAGCAUUACUGCAGAAAUGUCCAUAUUAUUUCUCCUGGGCAAACCCUGCUGCAAAAAAAUAUUUCUAGCCCCUGCAGAUAAGUUUGCCACUUGCACCCUUUUCUGCAACCACCCAGCAACAACAAAAAGCAGUUUGCACAUGCUUAAAGUUACUAAUGAAGAAUCUCAGCAAAACACCUCCCAUUUCUUGUAGGAAAUAAGUAUAAAUCUAAUACGUAUUUUAUUUCUAAAUUCUCUGCCUUCUAAAUGAUGGCAGAGAGAACAUUGCAAACUUUCACGAGGGCUAGAAGUAUGUCCCCUUCCUUCCUUCCUUCCUUCCUUCCUUCCUUCCUUUUAAAAAGAAGUCUUAAGAUUUUGCCUAUGUCAACAGAACAGACUACAAAAUUCAAUUCCAUGUAUAGCCAGCGAGGGGGGAGCUGUUUUCAUUUUGAAAGAACGACUUGCCACCUGCUGUAGUGGCUCUCCUUCCAAAUGUGUGCUGUAGAGGGAGGCUGUUUGCAGCUAUUCUGUGCCGAAUGGACCGCACUCUGUGCAUGAUCAGGGGCACUGGAAGCCCUCAGGAUCUGCCUUCAUACUGAGCCUCUCUAGGUGCUGGCAUGCAUUAUUUCAGUGGCGUAAUGUACUGAAGGCUUACGUUUUUAAACGUGUUGUAAGGAGCUCAAAGACAAGCGACUAACAAAUCAGACUCAUAGGGUUGGAAGGGACCUCCCAGAGUCAUCUAGCCUAACCCCCUGCAGUGCAGGAAUACAGAUAAGUCUAAUAGAUAAGUAAACAAACAAUUCCUUCAUGCUACAGGCCAGCCUUUGGCAACCUGGAGCCCUACAGCUGUUUUGGACUACAUCAGCCAUUGUGGUCUGAAAUACCUGAAGGACUCUAGCCUUUAUUCAGCCGUGAGGUGGCUUCUCUGCCAAGGUCUGAAAGCCAGAGGGUGGCGUGGGGGCUGCUUCUGUUUGCUGUGCUUGGGGAUUCCAGGCCCAGGUCCCAGGAGCAGUUGUGUUGCCCUCUUUCCACACGACAUGGCGAGGAGCUGUUGGAGUCCGUCCAGAAAAGAGCGGCAAGGCGGGUGGGGAGGGGAGAGGAACGAUCCCAGUCCUGGGACACUUAAUCUCCUGUUGUGCGAAGAAAGGUGAACUUGGUGGCUUUCUCUGGUUUCCUCGGUGCUGGUGGGGGUGAGAUCGCUGGAUGCUCCUUCAUUCAGCUGUGGACAGUGUGUGUAUGUGUGUAUGUGUGAGAGAGGGUAAGGGAUAGCUCAGGGGGCCGGGAACCGGGCCCGGGAGCAGGAAAUAAAGUGAAAUUGAGAGGACAGCUGCUUUGCUUUGGGUGGGAAGGGAAAGGGGUUUGCUUUGUAUGAACAUCUCUUUUGGAGCUGCUGAAUGCAGGUAAGUCGAAGGAUCAUCUGGUGGCAAGUUCCUCUCUCUGCCCCCUCCCCUCCUAGGAUUGUGCUAGCAGGUUAUUUCUCAGUAAAGAGGUUUGGGGGCUCAACUCUGCCUGUAUGCCAUGUUCUCUGACCUUGAAAGCCUUGUCCUCUAUUUGUGAUAUUAUUGGGGAGGGGGGGAGAGAGAAGGGGCACGCCAUGGCAUCUUCAGAUAACCAUCCCUGAGAUUGUUGCUUUGUUUGUUUUUAAGGGUUUGUUCAGGAGCUUAAUCCCCCCCCCUCCUUUAGUGCAGAGGGGAGGAAUAUAGUUCUGGAGGCUGGGGAAGAGGAAUAACUCGGUAAGGGGGAGCACAGUUUGGAUUGGGGGGGAAAUGAGGACAAGAGGCAAAAUUAGGCUUUUGAGAAGAGAAGGCAGGACUUGGAGCGGGAAGAGGGUUUCGCGGCAUUUUAUUUUUUUACUUCAUUUGUAGAUAUUCAGCUACCGCGUAAUGUUCGGAACCAAAUGUUGUAUUUGAUGCCAGAGUACAUAUUUCAUACCCUCCAACAUUUCUCCAAUGAAAACAGGGAUGUCCUAUUCCAUUAUUUGUUUGUUUGUUAAUUAUUUUAUACCUCACCCAUCUGACUGUGUUGCCCCAGCCACUCUGGGUGGCUUCCAACGUAUAUAAAAACAUAAUGAAACUUUAAACAUUAAAAAAAAUUCCCUAUGCAGGGCUGCUUUCAGAUGUCUUCUAAAGGCUGCAUAUUUACUUAUCUCCUUGGCUCAGGGGUCACAUAUUUCCAUACCCUCCAACAUUUCUCUGAUGAAAAUAGGGGCGUCCUAAGGAAAAGUGGGACAUUCCAGGAUCAAAUCAGAAACUGGGGCAGCAUCUGUAAAUCUGGGACUGUCCCUGGAAAAUAGGGACACUUGGAGCAUCUGAUAUUUACAGGUGGGUGAAGCAUUUAUUUUAUUUACCAUGUUUGUUCUCAGUGGGUGAGCCUGGCCCCCACACUCUGUAGACACAUGACUCCCAGUGUUUCCCAUGAAAUUCUACUCAGAGGAGACCCAUUGAAAUGAAUAAACCUACAUUAGUCAUCCUUCUGAACUUCAAAGAGAUCUGAAGGUGGGCCUGUAUAGGGAAAUUUUGAAUGUUUGAUGUUUUCUGGUGUUUUUAAAUUUUGCUGGAAGCCUCCCAGCAGUCAUAUGUGCAGCAUAGUAGUAAUAAUAAUAAUAAUAUAUUUUAUUGUUGUUAUUGCUGCUGCUGCUGCUGCUGCUGUUGUUAUUAUUAGUAUUAGUAUUAUCUCUGUAAGUUUUUAAUGAACUUUUCAAUUUUUACAAAUUCUUUUAAACAACCACCAGAACAAAUCUCUCAUAUCCGUUGACUUCCCAUCCACCCUUCCAUGGUGCUUAUUCUUACCUUAUAUUACUUAUAUUUUACCCAUUAUAUAUGCUAAUGAUAAAUGAUUAAAGUGCAUUUCUCAUCUGAUGCUAUACUUCAAAUCCUGCAUAUGCUUUAACAUAACCGUAAUACUUUUUCAAAUAUUCAAAUAUUACACAAAAUAUUUCCAUUCUUCAAGAAACUUUUCGUCAUUCUGUUCUUUAAUUAAUUAGUCUAGCCCUCUCAGUUGCUGCUGCUGCUGCUGCUGCUGCUGCUGCUGCUGCUGCUUCUUCUUCUUCUUCUUCUUCUUCUUCUUCUCCUCCUCCUCCUCCUCCUCCUCCUUCUCCUCAGUGGAUCUGCUCUAAGAGGGAUCUGCUCUAUUAUAGCAGUUCCCCUGUGAAACCUUAGUGCCUCUGUUUGAGUUGGAUCUGCCAUCUGCCACGACUCCUUUAUACACACACAGAGAGAGGACUUGUUGCUGACUGCUGUGUUUCCCCUUGCAGGUAUCCCCUUCUGCGCAAGGCCGGAGGCCGCUGCCUGCUACCUGCCCUGAGCCUCCAUGCCGGGGUGGACUUGCCCCUGCACUGUGCCUGGAUAAGGGCCCCAGCAUAGCCUGUGCCCUUUGCACCGCCGCACUCCAACCUUGAGAUGAUGUCGCGCAAGAAGGCCAUCCUCCUCCUCCUGGCGUUCAGCACAGGCACUUUGCUCCUGCACCAAAGUGCCCACCUCGGCUGGUAGGCGUGGGAGACUUUGAAAAGGCGGGGGUUGGCGCCAGUUCUAGGUUUGGGGGCAGCCUUUGGGCAACACGCUCUUCCCCCUGUCCUCCCUGGGCAUGCCCUAGGCCACUGUUCUUCAGACAUUGCUGGGCUACAACUCCCAUCAUCCCUGUCCAUUGGCUAAGCCUGUGCUUCCCAAACUUGGAUCUCUAGCUGUUUUUGGACUACAGAUCCCAUCAUCCCUGACCACUGGUCUUGCUAGCUAUGGAUGAUGGGAGUUGUAGUCCAGCAACAUCUGGGGUUCUGAGUGCACCACCUCCUUGCUGCCGCUGCUGCUGCCGCCACUGCCCAAUUGCAUACCUCUCCCUCUGGGUCCAAUCCAGAACUCCUCCCAGAGAAUGAGGGCAAAGUAUGGAGAGGCUUCUUCUCCUCUUCUCUUACCUCUCACUCGCACCAACAGCAAGGAGGAAGAGGCCCAAGAGAUUGGGAGUGGGGCCCCUAUUAGGGCAUGGGCAUUUGCGGGUGCCCGGUGAUGCUGACCCCUGGCACCAUUCCAGACUAAGACUAAUGAGAAAGAAAAGAAGGGAGUGGUGGGUGGGUGUGGGAAUGGGCAGUAGGCACUUUUAAGAUGGCCUAUGAUGUCUUACCAGUUGAGGCAAAUGAGAAAAUUUGGAGGCAGCUUGGGGAGGUUGGGUGGCAGUCUAGGAGAUGGGCAAACAAGCACAGGAGGUGGAAAAUGGCAUGCUCCUCAGGAUGAGAAUCCGCCACUCCACCCAGCUGUCCCCAACCUGCCACCUGAGGCACCUGCUUCACCACGCCUCAUAAUUGGGCCGGCCCUGCGGAUGACAUUUGGGUUGGGUAUUGGAAAGGAGAAAGGAGCGGAGCUUUAAAAAAGUGGUGGAGUGCAAUUAAAAUGAAGGGAGGGCUCAAAAAAAGUGGCGGAAGAGGGUGGAGGGUCCGUGAGGGCUUGGGUGUGAGACUAGGAAGCAUCUCUGGGCUUGUUGUCAUUUCUCUCGACCCCCCUGCCGCUAACCGGACCCCUUGCUUCUGCCGCCCAGGUUCCCAAAGUCGGCGCCCUUCAGCUGCGCGCCACCAUCGCCCCCCCGCCUCAAGCACACUGCCGUGGCCUUCCUGAAGACCCACAAGACGGCCAGCACCACCGUUCAGAACCUGCUCUUCCGCUUCGCUGAGCGCCACAACCUGACGGUGGCGCUGCCUCACCACACCUGCGACCACCAGUUCUGCUACCCGCGCAACUUCUCGGCCCGCUUCGUGCACCCUUACACGCUGCCGCCGCGGCUCAUCGCCAGCCACCUGCGCUUCAACCGCGAGGAGCUGCACCGCCUCAUGCCCAAUGACACCAUCUACGUCACCAUCCUGCGCGAGCCGGUGGCCAUGUUCGAGUCUCUCUUCAGCUACUACAACCAGUACUGCCCGGCCUACAAGAGGGUGCCCAACGGCUCCAUGGAGGCCUUCCUUGACGACCCUCGCCGCUACUACCGCCCCCACGAGAAAUACGCCAUGUACGCGCACAACACGCUGGUGUACGACCUGGGAGGAGACCCCGAGCACAGCCCUGAAGACCCCACCUACUUGCCGGAGUUCAUCCGCCAAGUGGAGGGCAUCUUCUCGCUGGUGAUGCUGGCCGAGUACUUUGACGAGUCCCUGGUCCUCCUGCGCCGCCUUCUGGCCUGGGACCUGGAGGACAUCCUCUACGUCAAGCUGAACAUGCGCAGCCCCGAGUCCAAGCUCAACAUCACCUCGGCCCGCGUGGCGGCCCAGGUCCACGCCUGGAACGCCCUCGACGCCCGCCUCUACGACCACUUCAACGCCACCUUCUGGCGGAAGCUGAGGCGCGUGGGCCAGGACUGCGUCCAGAAGGAGGUGCGCGCCCUCCGCCGGGCCUGUGAACACCUGGCGCACCGCUGCUUCGGGGGCCAGCCCCAGCUGCGCCCGGCCAUGCAGAUCAAGAACAAGGAGCUGCGGCCCUGGCAGCCCAGCGCCAAGGUGGGCAUCGUGGGCUACGACCUGCCGGGCUCAGGCGCCCCCUUGGACGAACAGUGCCUCAAGCUGGCCAUGCCUGAGGUGCAGUAUUCCCGCUACCUGCUGAGGAAGCAGAGCCUGAGGAACCGGAGGAGGGCGGCACUCCAUCGGCCGCUGCCGCCUCGGGGGCUCCUGAGGCCCCCCCGGCACCCUGUCCCCAAGGCGGCAUGAGCGCCCACCACCGCGGCAGCUGGAAAGGCCCAGGAGGCAGAGGCCCGGUUGGCAAGAGCCCCGGAGAGAAGCUUCCCACUGUCGCCCUGGCAACACCUCAGCGUCCUGUGAUGGGCCCUUGCAAUACUAGAUUAGGCCUAGGCCUCAGCCUUCUUCAGAGCCAGGGUGGAGGGGGGCUGGUGAUGGCUAGUCCGAUUUGGCAAUGACUCCCCCUCAGUUUCUCUUUUCUGGGACUUAGGGCUGUGCUUAGUCCUAUUAAAACUCAUGGCCUUGGGAUCUGGGUGAGCGGGACUUUCCUCCAGGCGCCCUGAGGCCGUGUGUGCGAGCCAAGUGGAUUCCCGUCGCUCGGCAACCAGCCCGAUUUUUGUUUCUUAAACCCAACUGGGUGCUCCGUUCUGGCCUCGUUUCUCCCUUGCUCCAAAGGAAAUGCUACAACUGAACCUCGGGGGAAGCUGAGCACAUCCGGGCCCCAUCCCUUGCUGUUAGAAAGCAGUGAGGGUGGUCUCCCUCCCCGCUUCUGACAACCAUUUUCUUCGUCCUCCCCACUAUGUACAUCCGAGUGCUGAAUUCGACCACUUCCGGUUCUGCUCCCCCAAAUCCAUACUGCAUGCCUGCACCCCACUUUCACAUCCAUCCAUGUGGAGCUCCAACCUGACAUCUUCUCCCUCCCCUGCCGAAAAUUAAUUUUAUACCUUUAUCAGUCUCUCUCUCCGCCCCACCCCCUUCAUGGGACUUGCCAGGAUUCAUCUCCAGAAACUUGCUUUUUUAUUUUAUUUUAUUUUUAAUGUCCUAGACCUUGUGACAUUGUAAUACAGAAGAUCUCGCUGUGUUUUUCUUGAAGGAGGAGCUGGAGGCC